Manis javanica (Malayan pangolin) is the source of this 5757-nucleotide messenger RNA. NCBI's taxonomy places the organism in Eukaryota, Metazoa, Chordata, Mammalia, Pholidota, Manidae. The record is from RefSeq and is a predicted model, not a curated record.
CUGGGGCGGAGCGCGGGCUGCCCACAGGGCAAGGACUAGCGGGCCAUGGACGAGUCGAGCCUCCUGCGGCGCCGCGGGCUCCAGAAGGAGCUGAGCCUGCCGCGCCGUGGACGUGGCUGCCGCAGCGGGAGCCGCAAAAGCCUGACGGUAGGAACGCCCUCACCGACCCUUUCCCGGCCGCUGUCACCACUGUCAGUCCCAACGGCAGGCAACAGCCCCCUGGAUAGCCCUCGGAACUUUUCGGCUACAUCUGCUGUCAACUUCCCGUUUGCCCGGAGGGCUGACGGCAGAAGAUGGUCCCUUGCGUCUCUCCCAUCUUCUGGCUAUGGAACCAACACGCCCAGCUCCACCGUCUCGUCGAACUCAUCCUCGCGGGAGCACCUCCACCAGCUUCCUUUCCAGCCGACGCCAGACGAACUCCACUUCCUGUCCAAGCAUUUCCGCAGCUCAGAGAGUGUGGCUGACGAGGAGGGCAGCCACCGUUCACCCCGCCUUCGCCCCCGCUCCCGCAGCCUCAGCCCGGGUCGCACAACAGGAAACUUCGACAACGAGAUUAUCAUGAUGAAUCACGUGUACCGGGAGAGGUUCCCCAAGGCCACAGCACAGAUGGAGGGCCGUCUGCAGGAGUUCCUGUCUGCCUUUGCUCCUGGCGCCCGGCUGGCACUAGCCGAUGGCGUCCUGGGCUUCAUCCACCACCAGAUUGUCGAGCUGGCCCGCGACUGCCUGGCCAAGUCUGGAGAGGCACUCGUCACUUCCCGCUAUUUCCUGGAGAUGCAGGAGAAGCUAGAGAGGCUGUUGCAAGACGCCCAUGAGCGCUCGGACAGUGAGGAGGUCAGCUUCAUUGUCCAGCUUGUCCGCAAGCUGCUGAUCAUCAUCUCGAGGCCAGCGAGACUUCUUGAGUGCCUGGAGUUUGACCCUGAGGAGUUUUACCACCUGCUGGAGGCUGCUGAGGGCCAGGCCCGUGAGGGCCAGGGCAUCAAGACGGACCUGCCACAGUAUAUCAUCGGGCAGCUGGGCCUGGCUAAGGACCCCCUUGAGGAGGUGGUACCUCUGAGUCACCUUGAUGAUAGACAGCCCCCAGCACCUGCAUCCCCAGAGAGCCGUGCCUUGGUUGGCCCAGCACGGAGAAAGCCGUGUGAGAAUGACUUUGAGACCAUCAAACUCAUCAGCAAUGGGGCUUAUGGGGCUGUGUACCUGGUGCGGCACCGGGACACCCGGCAGCGCUUCGCCAUCAAGAAGAUCAACAAGCAGAACCUAAUCCUGCGCAACCAGAUCCAGCAGGUGUUUGUAGAGCGCGACAUCCUCACCUUCGCUGAGAACCCCUUCGUGGUCAGCAUGUUCUGCUCCUUCGAGACCCGGCGUCACCUCUGCAUGGUCAUGGAGUACGUGGAAGGCGGCGACUGCGCCACGCUCCUGAAGAACAUGGGCCCGCUGCCUGUGGACAUGGCCCGCAUGUAUUUCGCGGAGACAGUGCUGGCGCUGGAAUACCUGCACAACUAUGGCAUCGUGCACCGGGACCUCAAGCCAGACAACCUGCUGAUCACCUCGCUUGGCCACAUCAAGCUGACCGACUUCGGCCUAUCCAAGAUUGGGCUCAUGAGCAUGGCCACCAACCUCUAUGAGGGCCACAUUGAGAAGGACACCCGGGAGUUCGUGGACAAGCAGGUGUGCGGGACGCCCGAGUACAUUGCACCCGAGGUGAUCUUCCGUCAAGGCUAUGGGAAGCCGGUGGACUGGUGGGCCAUGGGUGUCGUCCUCUAUGAAUUCCUGGUGGGCUGCGUGCCUUUCUUCGGAGACACCCCUGAGGAGCUCUUUGGCCAGGUGGUCAGUGAUGAGAUCAUGUGGCCAGAGGGGGACGAGGCCCUUCCAUCUGAUGCCCAGGACCUUAUCACCAGGCUGCUCCGACAGAGUCCGCUGGACCGUCUGGGCACUGGUGGCACCCACGAGGUAAAGCAGCACCCAUUCUUCUGGACACUGGACUGGGCAGGGCUUCUGCGACACAAGGCUGAGUUUGUGCCACAGCUCGAAGCUGAGGAUGACACCAGCUACUUCGACACACGCUCCGAACGUUACCGCCACCUGGGCUCUGAGGAUGACGAGCCCCGUGAUGAGGAGUCGUCCACAGAGAUCCCCCAGUUCUCCUCCUGCUCCCACCGGUUCAGCAAGGUCUAUAGCAGCUCCGAGUUUCUGGCCGCCCAACCUACACCAACCUUCACUGAACGGAGCUUCAGUGAGGACCGAGAUGAAGGUUGGGAACGCAGCAGCGAAGGAGAGCAUGGCCACUGGCUGAACACUGAGGUCCGGCUGAGGUCCUGGACGUCCUCUGGUUCCUCCUGCCACUCUUCCUCUUCCCAGCCUGAGCAGGGCCCCAGCCCAUCUCUCCUGAACUUGGACACAAUGCCCAAGUUUGCCUUCUCAUCAGAGGAUGAGGGAGCCAGCCCAGUCCCUGUGAUCCCCAAGAGGCCCAUCUUCAUUCUGGGGGAGCCUGACCCUCCCCCAUCAACCACCCCAGUGAUGUCCAAGCCCUCAAGCCUUUCUGCUGACACAGCUGCCCUCAGCCAUGCGCGCCUACGAAGCAACAGCACCGGUGCUCGACACUCCACACCACGGGCCCUGGAUGCUGGUCAGGGCCGCCGCCUUGGGGGUCCAAGAGAAUCAGCCCCUGAGAAAGGCAGGGCCAGCCCCAGUGGGGGCCGUGUGCCCAAGUCGGCCUCAGUGUCUGCCCUGUCACUCAUCAUCACAGCAGAUGAUGGCAGCGGUGGCCCCCUCAUGAGUCCCCUGUCCCCACGCUCGCUGUCCUCAAACCCGUCGUCCCGUGACUCCUCUCCAAGCCGAGAUCCAUCCCCCGUGUGUGGCAGCCUGCGGCCCCCCAUUGUCAUCCACAGCUCAGGCAAGAAGUAUGGCUUCAGCCUGCGGGCAAUCCGCGUCUACAUGGGUGACAGUGAUGUCUACACGGUGCACCAUGUCGUCUGGAGUGUGGAGGAGGGAAGCCCCGCCCAGGAGGCAGGCCUGCGAGCCGGAGACCUCGUCACCCACAUCAAUGGGGAGUCGGUCCUGGGGCUGGUGCACAUGGAUGUCAUUGAGCUGCUGCUGAAGUGCGGCAACAAGAUCUCCCUGCGGACUACAGCCCUGGAGAACACAUCCAUCAAGGUAGGCCCCGCCAGGAAGAACGUGGCCAAGGGUCGCAUGGCACGCAGGAGCAAGAGGAGCCGCCGGCGGGAGACCCAGGACCGACGGAAGUCACUGUUCAAGAAGAUCUCCAAACAGUCGUCUGUGCUGCACACCAGCCGAAGUUUCUCAUCCGGCCUCCACCACUCCCUGUCAUCCAGUGAGAGCCUCCCGGGCUCUCCCACCCACAGCCUCUCCCCCAGCCCCACCACGCCAUGCCGCAGCCCAGCUCCCGAUGCCCAAGCAGACACCACAUCCCCACCCAGUGCAUCCCCGAGCUCCAGCAGCCCUGCUUCUCCAGCUGCCACCAGCCACACCCGCCCCAGCUCCCUUCAUGGUCUGGCCACUAAGCUCGGGCCACCCCGCCCCAAGGCUGGCCGUCGCAAGUCCACCAGCAGUAUUCCGCCCUCACCACUGGCCUGCCCGCCUGUGCCUGCGCCCCCACCCCGCUCACCCUCACCCCUGCCCGGACACCCACCUGUGCCCACCCGUUCCCCACGGUUGCGCCGGGGACAGUCAGCUGACAAGCUGGGUGCAGGUGAGCGACUAGAUGGAGAGUUGGGGCGUCGCGGCCGUGGGCUGGACUCGGAGCUCGUGGUCAUGAGGCGGCUGCACCUGUCUGAGCGUCGAGACUCCUUCAAAAAACAGGAGGCUGUGCAGGAGGUGAGCUUUGAUGAACCUUCUGAGGAGGCUGCCAGGCCACCCACCUCAGCGCCGCAGAUUGCUGUGGAGGGUUCUGAGGCCAUGCCAGGGGCCUGCGAACCUUCUGGGAAGGACUAAUCCCUCCUACCUGGCCUCUCCCUGGCCUGGAAGUUGGGCGUCAUUUUUUGUGCAAUGUUUUUUCCAUAAAGUGACACCUGGAUGGAGACUGAGCCACGAGCCCAUGACAUCUGGAGGGCAAGAAGCCAUUUUGGUCCUUGCUGGAAGGUGGAAACUGCAGCUCCCUCGGGUUCUGGUGUUGAUUAGGAACUGUACGGGCAGGAAUGGGGGAUGAGAGUGGCAUUGUAAAUAGCAGCAAAUCCCUGCAACUAAUUUAUUACUUUUUAUAAGCGAUAGCCAGACUGAGCCACCAUAGUGAAGGUGGCUACCUGGGUCCUGCCCCACACACCUGGGACUCCAUUUGCAGGACCCUGUCCCCUGGGCUUAGAAGGAAGUACUUUGUACAAGUCAUACGUGUUUGUAUUUUCUAGUUUUCCUGUACUUUUUAAAGUUUUUCUUUGUUACUUGACCCCAUCCCUGACCUAAGUCUCACGGACUUGAAGGAGCACAGGCAAGCUCACCUGUCCAGGCCCAGUUUAGAUAUGACUUGGAGAGUCUAUAAACAGUUCCCUUUCACCACAAAACAAAGUAACUCUGAUGAUGGGCCGGAUUCUGAGGGCUAUGUUCCAUCAUCAUAGCCUCUAUCCCUAAGCCAGCCUUGCUAGAGUCUGCCUCUAGUCCUCCAGGCUGAAGCCUGGAGGAGUAGGUAUGGGAACUGGGGUUUUGAUGGAUGAGCAGGAGUUCACCAGAUCUAGGCAAAGGGGUCACUUGCCCCAUAGGCAACACUGAUGCCCUGGGAAGAAGGCACAGCCUCCAAGGGCACACUACCAGGGUGGGAGCAGAAUGUCUACUCCAGGCAAGAUUUCACGUUUGAUUCCCAACAGGGUAAGCCCAUAACUGAUAUAUCUGAAACACCCCCUGAGUGUCCCCUUGAUAAAUUAAAACUUACUGGGAAUGAAAUUCAAAUGAGAAAACCCAACUGUGGGACAGUGAGGCCUGAGUUUGAAUCUUGGCAUUGUGUGGUUCUUGGAAAAAGGCUUCCCCAUUCUGUGCCUCAGAUUCCUUGUUUACAAAACUAAUACCAGUGACUAUUAAGAACCUACUCUGUGCUAAAUGCUUUUUUACUUGUGGCUUCUCCCUCAGCCAGCCUUGAGAAGGCUGGAAGUGAUGUCAUCCCCAUUUUAUAGAAAAGUAACUGAGGCCUGGCAAGGGGCAGAGACCUAUCCCUGGAUCACCUGGCAAGAGUUAAUGCAGCCAGGCUCUGCCGUUCAAUGGAGAGUUUAAUGACUGAUACAGUGGACUCCAGCCCCAGCUUUUCCCUGGCUGCUAUAUGACCCACUGAUUAAAGAACCUCCAUUUUGCAUUUGGAGGUGGCUGGCAACAUUGCUGUGCCCACAUGAUGAAGGCACUUUCCAAGCACUGCAGCCCACUCUGCAUCCCUCCCAGAGACCCCCGCCCAGCACUGCCUGGUGUUGGAGCUAGACCAAGGCUGUGCAUGACUUGCUCCCUUCCAUCCUGGAGCUGACAGUGAAUAAAAGUGCACGUUUACAAAGAGGUCCAAUGUUUGAAUUUGUGAGAGGCAAAGAAAGGAGUAAGGAAAGAGUGCACAGGAGGGGUGAAAACUGACCCUGGCUCAAAGUCACCUGAAGUGGGUUUUGAAGGCUGCAUAGGAGUUCACCAAUGAGCUUCUCCCUAAUGCCUUCCUUCUCUGAGCCUGGCCUCCUGCUGCCCUCUCCCUUGUGAGUACCCGUCGUGGUUUCUGCCCUUAAAAGCUUCAUCCGGACACCCUUCUGUGGCCCUGAGCUGUGCUAAUAAAAUACAUAAACCAUC